This is a messenger RNA of Labeo rohita (rohu), 1408 nucleotides long. RefSeq names its product NACHT, LRR and PYD domains-containing protein 1 homolog. Lineage: Eukaryota; Metazoa; Chordata; Actinopteri; Cypriniformes; Cyprinidae. The coding region runs from base 35 to 619 and encodes 194 amino acids. The record is from RefSeq and is a predicted model, not a curated record. The transcript is spliced from 6 exons.
GUUUGGUGAAUUAUCAGAUUCGGAUUUGGGGGGUAUGAUGCAAGUUUUUGCAAGAGAACAGACAUUGAGCUCACAGAGUGUGGAAAUCCAAAAUUGCAUUUAUCUGGAAAUCAGUGAAGAACUGUGCAGAAUUGAAUUAUACAGAAGACCUAUAUCCAGCCUGUCUUUUCCACGCUCAAAGCUUGUCAGCGUCGACUGGAUAGAAUUUUUUCAAACGCUUCCACAAUGUGACAAAAAUAUACCACUGCAUCUUCUACAUUCUUUGUCUGCACAGAAUUUGAAACUGAAAGUGACAAGGCUGACAAAGGCCUGGGCUAAUUCAGUCCUUUCAUUGACCUGGGACUGUCCCAGCCUGAAAGAAAUCAGCUUAAAUGCUGACUGGUUACUGGAGGAAGCAGAAAGUGUCUUGAAGAAGUCACACCGAAGGCCUGACUGCACACUGAGUUUUCAAGGGUUCAGAUGCAAUAAAUCAUCAAAACAAUGCAGUGACCUUGCGCUGUAUAACCCAGAAUGUUAUAGCUGCAACCAGCAGGUGAACAUUCAUCUGAACAAACAGGGAUUUUUGCAGAGCCUUUGCGAAAGUCUUUGUUUCCGGACUGAUGUACAGACUAAUAACUAGAAGUGCGCUGGAGGGAGACAGCUGGAUGAGGAUUCAUCAAAGUCACUCUUUUUAAAUUAAUUUUAAUGUUCUUUGGAUGGCAUGUAUUUUUCAGAGAAAACGGGUGAAUUUUUUUCCAAAUGCAAGUGAUUUUUUAUUUAUUUUCUUUUAUUUAUCUUUGAAUUAUGAAAUUAUGAGUGAUUUUAAUUAAUGUAUUGCUCUUAAUAAUUUUUUAAUUACUAUGAUUUCAUACAUUCAUUGCCUUAUUAUAUCUAGCUUCCAGACAAUAUAUGCUGUUAUAUUUAAUUAAAUUUGUUGAUCAUAAAAAACUAUAUUUUCAAAAAGAGACUGGUUUAUCUUGGUUUAUCUGUUGGUUUAUGUUGUAUGGCCCCAUUGACAGCUUUAUAAAAUAUGAUUGCAGUGUGUUAUACUUUAAGAGGAAAUGUUUUUGCUGUAUAUGAAGGUUUUGCUCCAUUUUUCCUUGCCACUUUUUUUUUUGGCUGAUUUUUAGCAUAAACUGUGUUUUGUUUAAUGCAUGUACACUGUAAAAAAACAAAACAAAACAAAAAAUUUUUUUGAGUGAACUUGUUUGUUUGUUACUAAUUUGUUACCCUGCUGCCUUAAAAUUUUAAGUUCAGUCAGCUUGAAAUGUUAAGUUGUACUAAGUGACAGCUUAGAUAUUUUAGUUGACUAAACAAAAAAUUUGGUUUGUUAAACUUAAAAGCAGGGCUUGUUACCCAACUGCCUUAAACUCAAAUAUCACUUAGUACAACGUAACAUUUCAAGUUGACUAAACUUUUUUGAGUUUUC